AAAAAAAUGAGAAAGUGCAGCUCUUCCUGUUCUACAUGUGUGUUGGUCUCUGAUAAGAAGCGAGUCAUGAGCAGGAAAUCCGUCAAAGGGCAACAUUACAACCAACUCUGCUUCAGCCUGCGAGGAGUGGAGCAAUCAGACAGUAGCAUGCGAAAUGGCCGAUGUGGUGGAGAACAGCACUGACAAGGGCUCGGGCUGCCAGGCUGGGAAACAUAGCUGGACCGUUGAGGGGCUGAGGGAAGGAUCAUCCGAUGGGACGGUGACAUUCGACGAUGCUGGCUUCUCCACCAUCCUGCAGGGCGGCCUGGAUGACCUCCGGCUGGACAGCUCCCUCACUGAUGUUGUCCUGUGUGUGGAUAAAAGAGAAUUUUCCUGCCACCGGGUUGUCCUGGCAGCUGCCAGCAGUUACUUCAGGGCGAUGUUUUGCAAUGAUCUUAAAGAAAAGCAUGAAGAAAAGAUAGUGAUUAAGGGAGUCGAUGCGGAUACCAUGCAGAUGUUACUGGAGUACACUUACACCAGCAAAGUCUCUAUCACCAGACAGAAUGUCCAGGCGACCUUGGAAGCUGCCAGUCUCUUUCAGUUCCUGCGGAUGGUGGAUGCAUGUGCCAGCUUCCUGAUGGAUGCAGUGCACCCGGACAACUGCGUGGGAAUCCUCCGGCUAGCCGACACUCACUCCCUGGACAGCCUGCGGAGACGCGUUCAGAGCUACAUCAUUCAGAACUUCCCUCAGGUAUUGACUCACGAGGAGUUCCUGGAACUGCCAGCGGAGAUUCUCUCGGAUAUCCUGAGGAGCGACGAGCUGUACGUGACGGAUGAGGAGCAAGUGUUUGAGACAGUGAUGCGUUGGGUGCGCUAUCGGGAGUCUGAGAGGUGCCAUCAGCUCCCCCAAGUCCUCAGGCAUGUACGUCUCCCCCUCCUGGACCCCUGGUACUUUGUGGAGCAAGUGGAGGGCGAUGAACUUGUUCGGCAAAACCCUGAUGUCUUCCAUUUGUUGCAAGAAGCUAGGAUGUACCACCUGUCAGGCAAUGAGAUUAUCUCAGAGAGGACGAAACCCAGAAUGCAGGAAUUCCAGUCAGAGGUCUUCAUGAUAAUCGGUGGCUGCACCAAGGAUGAGAAGUUUGUGUCGGAGGUGACCUGUUUAGACCCACUCCGACGGAGCCGCCUGGAGGUAGCCAAGCUGCCCAUUACAGAGCUGGAGAUAGAGAGUGAGAACAAGAAGUGGGUGGAGUUUGCCUGUAUCACAUUUCGGAAUGAAGUCUACAUCUCAGGUGGUAAAGAGACACAGCAUGAAGUGUGGAAGUACAACGCCUCCUUAAAUAAGUGGAUUCAGGUUGAAUAUUUAAACACUGGAAGGUGGCGGCACAAGAUGGCAGUUCUGAGUGGCAAAGUGUAUGCAGUGGGCGGUUUUGAUGGCAUUUCACGCCUCAACAGUGUGGAAGCAUACGAUCCCUUUCACAACUGCUGGUCAGAGGUAGUUCCACUCCUUGUAAAUGUGAGCUCGUUUGCAGCCACCACCUAUAAGAAGAAACUCUACGUGAUUGGAGGAGGACCCAAUGGGAAGUUGGCCACUGACAGAACCCAAUGCUAUGACCCGAGAGUAAAUAAAUGGAGCCUCAAGUCACCGAUGCCUGUUGAAGCCAAGUGCAUCAAUGCCGUUACAUUCAAUGAUCACAUUUAUGUUGUAGGUGGCGCAAUGAAGGCUCUCUACUGCUACGACCCUAUGGAAGACCUGUGGAGCCUGGUCACCCAGUUUGGCCAUGAACGUGCCAGCUGUGGGAUUGCGGCGUGCAACAACAAGCUCUUCAUUACCGGAGGGCGUGACGAGAAGAAUGAGGUGAUUGCCACUGUGUUGUGCUGGGACACAGAGAAGCAGAAGCUGACGGAGGAGUGUGUCUUGCCCCGUGGGGUCUCGCACCAUGGUAGUGUCACUGUUCGGAAGUCCUACACACACAUUCGCCGCAUCGUUCCUGGAGCCGUCUCCGUAUGACAGCAGGAAACCUACUCAAUUCCUGACUCAAGGAUUUCCAAAAAUCCACACUGUCCUGAAUUUCUACCCCACCAUUUGGAUGCAUUCUAAGAACCAAUUUCCUGUCCUGAUGGUCCAUUCUCUUUGGACAUUACUGGGGAAAUGACCACCAUUUUUGCAAUGGAACUCUGUGGGACAAACACUGUCUUGUCAAAAUAUUUGGGAAUUUGAAAAGAUUCUUUGCAGAUUUUUGGUUUGGAAAGCAGCUACACACUAGAUCUAGAAAAUGCACAUUGGAUAAACAAUAUGAUGUAAUGGAAACACUUUGGAAACAGUGGGAUGUAGAGUCAAUAUGUGAGGAGCAGAGAGAUAUUGAGAAGGUCAACACUGACUAAAAGAGAUAAAUUAUGGGGAUAGGUUGGAUAGACUAAGUUGGUAGGCAAGGUAUUAAGGAGCUGAAAAUGUGUUGCUGGAAAAGCGCAGCAGG
Messenger RNA from Chiloscyllium plagiosum (whitespotted bambooshark), 2453 nucleotides. It is a transcript of the gene klhl6, whose product is annotated as kelch-like family member 6. Lineage: Eukaryota; Metazoa; Chordata; Chondrichthyes; Orectolobiformes; Hemiscylliidae. The record is from RefSeq and is a predicted model, not a curated record. Gene Ontology annotation, molecular function: protein binding.